GCAUCUGCUUGUUGUCAUCAUUCAGCGUCAGGCACUUGGUCAAUCCAAAUCCAACGAAUCUUUACUAAACUCAUCCACAACAAAUAUCAACAACAAUGAAAUUCUUCGUUUUGGCUGUUUGCGCAAUUGCCGCUGUUUCGGCUGAUGUCUCGCAUCUGAAUCUAGGCGGUGGCAACGGCUACAACUACGACAAGCCAACCCCAUCGUUCGACAUUGACAUUCGCUCAGCAGCUGGACCAUCCUACUCUGCCCCUGCUCCAGCUCCCGCUCCAAUCUAUUCGGCUCCCGCACCAGCUCCCAUCUACUCAGCACCUGCUCCUGCUCCUCAGCCCGAGUACCUUCCCCCUGUGCAGGACAUUCCCGCUCCAGCUCCAGUCUACUCUGCUCCAGCUCCAGCUCCAGUCUACUCUGCUCCUGCUCCCGCACCAGCUCCAGUCUACUCUGCUCCUGCUCCAGCUCCAGUUUACUCUGCUCCCGCUCCUGCUCCUGAGUACAGCGCACCUGCCCCAGCUCCCGAGUACCUGCCACCUGUGCAAGACAUCCCUGCUCCUGCACCAGCUCCAGUCUACUCUGCUCCAGCUCCAGCUCCAGUCUACUCUGCUCCUGCUCCAGCUCCAGUCUACUCUGCCCCUGCCCCCGCUCCAGUCUUCUCUGCCCCCGCUCCUGCUCCUGAGUACCUGCCUCCUGUGCAAGACAUCCCUGCUCCUGCUCCAGUCUACUCUGCCCCAGCUCCUGCUCCCGUCUACUCGGCUCCAGCUCCCGCACCCGCACCAGUCUACUCUGCUCCUGCUCCCGCACCAGCUCCAGUCUACUCUGCCCCUGCCCCCGCUCCAGUCUUCUCAGCUCCCGCUCCUGCUCCUGAGUACAGCGCACCUGCCCCAGCUCCAGAGUACCUGCCACCUGUGCAAGACAUCCCUGCUCCUGCACCAGCUCCAGUCUACUCUGCCCCAGCUCCCGCUCCCAUCUACUCAGCUCCAGCACCUGCACCAGCUGCUCCCAUCUUCUCGGCACCUUCCGGUCCCAGCUACUCUGCCCCAGCUGUUGAGUCCAGCGGAUACGAGUACAACGUGCCAGCCAAGCGUUUCCGUUUCUAAGUGGCCAUCACUCCAUCCACUCAUCGGGGACAACGCCGUUUGUUAAAUUAAUAAACGGCCUUUGUCCCUUUGUUGUUGAUUAUUUGUUGAUAUUAUGCAAAGUUUCUGUUGAGAUUUUUAGCUAAUAAAUUUAUAUAAAAAUAAAAAAAUUAAA
Molecule: messenger RNA, 1248 nt
Organism: Drosophila sulfurigaster albostrigata
Lineage: Eukaryota; Metazoa; Arthropoda; Insecta; Diptera; Drosophilidae
Product: skin secretory protein xP2
Exons: 2
Coding region: 96-1094 (332 amino acids)
Biological process (GO): positive regulation of transcription by RNA polymerase II
Cellular component (GO): RNA polymerase II transcription regulator complex
Molecular function (GO): transcription coactivator activity
Source: RefSeq, a predicted model, not a curated record